Solanum dulcamara is the source of this 2019-nucleotide messenger RNA. Its product is annotated as transcription factor bHLH112. The record is from RefSeq and is a predicted model, not a curated record. The transcript is spliced from 7 exons. Gene Ontology annotation, biological process: regulation of transcription by RNA polymerase II. Gene Ontology annotation, molecular function: DNA-binding transcription factor activity, RNA polymerase II-specific; protein dimerization activity; RNA polymerase II cis-regulatory region sequence-specific DNA binding. Lineage: Eukaryota; Viridiplantae; Streptophyta; Magnoliopsida; Solanales; Solanaceae. The coding region runs from base 300 to 1634 and encodes 444 amino acids. Gene Ontology annotation, cellular component: nucleus.
UAUUAUAUGCCCCUGAUCUCUCUCCUUUGCUUUUGUCUAGUCAUCUUCUCUCUUUUUUACAAUGUCAACCAGAUUCCGGUAGUUUCUCCACCCCCACCCCCCUCCCCACCCCUAUAUACUGAAUAUAUAUAUAUAUAUAUAUGUGUGUGUGUGUGUAUAAGUACAACUCUCAGUUCAUAAAUUCAGUUUCAUGUAAUACAAAAACACAAGUACUACGACUACUCGAGCUUUUCAAGGAGAAGAAGAGAGCAAAGAAAUAUAGUUUUAAUUAUUUACUAGUGGACGGGAAAAAAUAGGUUAUGGCUGAUGAAUAUGAAGCAGGUGUUUGUGGAGGAAACUGGUGGAAUUCAAGUAGAAGUAUAUUUGGUUCAUCACUAUGUGCAUCUUCAGUUCCUUUAGGGAACUCCAAUUUUGCAUGGACAAAUGAUCACUUGUUGGAUAUGAAAUCCACCUGCAGGUCUAAUGAUGAAUCUGGUAAUUCUGAUGAAUCUGUUGUUCUUCAAGAAUUACCCAAACAUGAUUCCACUCUACAAAUCUUGGGUAUUGGCCUUAAUUCUUCAUCAACAUCAGAUAAUUGGAAUCACACCUUGAUGCAUGGAAAUGAUAGAGGUGAAAGCAAUUAUCCUUCAAUACUACAAGAAGACCUAAAUUCAAGCAUGAAUUACCAACAAGAAAGUGGGGUUGAUUGUUCAAGCAAUUCAUUUAAACAAGAUUUCACUUUAGGCAUGAAUCAGCCAAUCACUAGCUCAACUAAUAGUACUGAUGAUCAAUCCACUAAUACUAUGAUUUCUUCAACCUUUCCAAUGAAUAAUUCUCCUUUCUCUAAUUAUCCUUCAGCUUUACUUCAAACUUUAUUUGAUAAUGAUCCUCCUCCUCAACAACAAUUACAACAAUCUUUGUUUGCUACUAAUAACAACCAACCAAUGAAUUUCCCAACAUCAUCCUUAAACUAUAGGCCAGAUUUGAAUGACUUUUCACCUUCUUUGCCUAAAUUCCCUAAUUCCUUGUUGAUACCAAGACAAAGUACACCUUCUGAUCAUUUUCCAAAUUACUCUAUUAAUGCUACAGCCUCCUCUCUCUACAAUACUUCAUCAGCCACAUCCUUAAACAAUAUGCGCGGUAAUCUUUUGCCUUCGAUGCAUCCACAAUUGCUCCAGUCAUCAACAUUUAACCAGAAAACUAGAGUUCCUAACGGUACUUCUAAGUGUAAAGUUGAAGAAUUAAGAGAAUCGAGAGUUGCUAAGAAAAGUGGGAAUAAUGAGGCAGCAUUGAAGAGGGCAAGAAUAGAGACACCAUCACCAUUGCCAACUUUUAAGGUCAGAAAAGAGAAGUUGGGGGACCGGAUUACUGCUCUCCAGCAAUUGGUUUCACCUUUCGGAAAGACUGAUACAGCUUCAGUUCUUCAUGAAGCUAUUGAGUACAUCAAAUUUCUCCAUGAUCAAGUCAAUGUUCUUAGUACUCCUUAUUUGAAAAAUGGAUCAACCUCUCAACACCAACAGAAUGUUGAUACGGUUAAGGAAGAAGAUUUGAGGAGCCGAGGAUUGUGCCUCGUACCGAUAUCGAGUACUUUCCCCGUAGCAACUGAAAGUAGUACAGAUUUUUGGACUCCAAAUUUUGGUGGUACGUUCAGGUAGAGACUUGAAAUGAGUAAGGAGAAGCUGGAGAGGGAAGAAGUGAUUUAAUUUUAGGUAAUUUGUUAAAGAUAAUUGAAGAAAAGGGAAAGUGAGUAUUCAAAGGAAGACAGCCAAUGCUGGGCCAAAUCUACAGGCAGAAUGAUGUGUUGGUAGGCUAAGUACAUGAUUAUAGAGGAACGGAUAAUUAAAUGUAGUGCUGUAAUGACACUAAUUAAUUAAUAAUCUGCAGGGAUUAGGAACAGGAACAGGUGCUAAAUUUAGCUGAGACUACUUUAUUUAACAUUUGUGUUUAUUUUGUUGGUUGGGCUGAAUUUAGCACAUCAUAAGGAACAUUUUGUUCCUGUUUCUAUAUUUAUAUUUAAAAUGUUCGUAUGAGUUAUCAUGA